This is a messenger RNA of Westerdykella ornata, 504 nucleotides long. RefSeq lists its product as uncharacterized. The transcript is spliced from 2 exons. The record is from RefSeq and is a predicted model, not a curated record. The coding region runs from base 70 to 396 and encodes 108 amino acids. NCBI's taxonomy places the organism in Eukaryota, Fungi, Ascomycota, Dothideomycetes, Pleosporales, Sporormiaceae.
CCUCUCAGUCAAGAAAGCUUGAGCAUCCAGUCAAGACCACAACAAGUCCGCCCCGAGAAUUCUGCAACCAUGAAGGUCGUUAUUGCCACCGCUCUGUUGGCCGUCGCCCCGCUUUGCUCCGCCUGGGGUCUGCAUCUCUUCAACAAACCCGGAUAUAAGGACAAGAUCUGGUAUGAUCAGGGACAUUCCAAGAAGGGAUGCACCGCGCUUUCGGCCAGCACGAGGGACAGAGCCGAAUCCAUGCACUGGUACUCCGACUACGGCGACUUUGAGGUUGUUCUCUACGCCACCACCGACUGCAAGACGGAAUUGGGCCGCUCCCGCGGAGACUGGCAUCUGCCAGGCAUGAGCGACAAGGCCAAGAACAACAUCGCCUCGUACAAGAUCAACAACUGAGGGAGGUUGGCGGGUUUGACUGAGCGGCAAUCGCUGCAGCCCUCUGUCGGUACGCCUUCGGUGACCUGGACUGUUGGACAAUUACAUGCAGACUAGCCAAUAGUUAGC